UGAUCGAAGGUAUCGAUGUAACACCCGAGUGUACGAACUAUAGUGAACUACCCCGCAAUAUGAUUGUCGAUUUAGGUGUCUAACCCAUAAUACAAUAUGACACGAUAUUUUACUGCCUUGACGGUCGCGGACUCUGCGUUCUACGUUGUACAAGGUACUGAUUUGAUCGCGUAUCGGAAACCGGAUGGUUGGUCGGGGAGAAUGUUCGUCAACAGCGCGCUGGUCAGGUGAUCCCGGUCGCAGGAAAACGACACCGGAACGAGAAAACCGAUACGACGUGCGUUUGAGGGAUGGGGGAGGGGGCAUUGUUGUCGGGCCGAGGUGCACUCGCGUAGGUACGGAUUUACAAACGACCAGGUGGAACAUUUGAUAUUGUACGCUUGGAAAUUACACGCGCGCGUGCUUGCAGCGACGACGUUUGGUUAUGGUAAUGAGCGAGUAAUGACCGUAAUCGCAGUCGGCGUUAUCUGCAACGGACCCGACGACGACGACGACGACGACGACGGUCGAUCAACAGGUGGGGCCCCGGGUUUCUCGCGCUCGCCGGCUAAAGGUCGACGUAAUAAUGUUUUAUCGUCCGUGUGUACACCUCCGUUCGAUAAGACCCGCCGAGCUGCGUAUUAUUUAACUCUGCUAGGCAGUAAUAACGUUGUAAUAUUAUCGUAACGAGCGACGUUGUGUGUGCUCCGGAUUGAACCGUACCCGGUUUUAACGUUUUGCGGUACCGUUCCGUUGCAUUUUUUCUCAGUAGGGUUUUUUCGCCCCCUCCAAUCCGUGCACGUGAACACGGGCGUCUCGUUUCCCACGUUCGGUUUAUCAUUACGAGCCGCGCUCGGUUAUCCGAAUGCCAUUUCUCGCGUAAUAACAGCAACAGCAGUAGUUGAUCCGCCGCCAAAAGCCGCACACCGCACCACUGACGGAAACGAAAUUCGGGAAAGUUUCCAAAUAACCGAAUUCUCUCUCUCUCUCUCGCUCUCUCGUUCUCCCGGCCCGUCCGUCCGUCCGUUUCUCUCGACCGUCGCUCGUUGCCAACUAAUAUCUCGGCUCACCGCUAUUACUGCCAUGGGCGGCAAACACUCCAAAAUGAACCCCAUGGACGUGCAAGUGCCCGAGCUGCAGAACCAGCUGGACCGCGAUCCCUAUCUGAAGCCUUACGAGAGGGAAUUCAAACGCAGGUACGCGUGCUUUUUGGAUUACUUGGAAAGGGUAAAAGAAGAAUCAAAUUUGGAAUCAUUUACUACUGGUUACAAGCAAUAUGGUAUUCAUUUCAAUAACGAUGGGUCCAUUUAUUGUUUGGAAUGGGCUCCAGGAGCCAAACAAAUCUACCUCACUGGUGACUUUAAUGAUUGGAAUAGAGAAAAUUACCCAUACAAAAAACUUGAGUAUGGCAAAUGGGAAUUAACUAUUCCACCCAGCAGUGACGGAACACCAGUUAUUAAGCACUUAUCUGAAAUAAAGAUUGUCGUUGAAAAUCAUCAUGGUCAUAAAGUAGAUCGUAUAUCACCUUGGGCCACAUACGUAGUGCAACCUCCCCGUGAACAAGGAGUCACUUUUAAACAUAAAAUUUGGAAUCCAUCUGACCAUGUAUAUCAAUUUAAAUACCCUAAAGUAUCCAAACCAUCCAGCUUGCGCAUAUACGAAUGUCAUGUUGGAAUCGCCACAUCAGAAUAUAAAGUUGGAUCCUACCUAGAGUUUAAAGAUAAAAUGUUGGAUCGUAUAAUUGAUUUGGGAUAUAAUGCAAUUCAAAUAAUGGCUAUUAUGGAACAUGCUUACUACGCUUGCUUUGGAUAUCAAGUGACAAGUUUUUAUGCAGCUUCGAGUCGUUUUGGAACACCCGAAGAACUUAAAGAACUAGUUGAUGUAGCCCACAGUAAAGGUCUUUAUGUGAUGUUGGAUGUUGUACAUUCCCACGCGUCUAAAAAUGUGUUAGAUGGUUUGAAUCAGUUCGAUGGUACAAACGCGGGAUACUUCCAUGAUGGACCUAAAGGAAAUCACCCCCUAUGGGAUAGCAGACUUUUCAAUUAUUCCGAGUACGAAGUGUUACGAUUUCUGUUGUCGAAUUUGCGUUGGUAUGUUGAAGAAUAUCGUUUUGAUGGCUUCAGGUUUGACGGAGUUACAUCGAUGUUGUAUCAUUCUCGUGGUGCUGGCCAAGGUUUUAGUGGCCAUUACGAUGAAUAUUUCGGUCUCAAUGUUGAUACCGACGCAUUAGUUUAUUUGAUGUUGGCAAAUUAUGUCCUUCAUAAGUUCUAUCCCGAUUGCAUAACUGUAGCCGAGGAUGUAUCUGGGAUGCCAUCAUCUUGUCGACCUGUCAAUGAAGGAGGACUUGGAUUCGAUUAUCGUUUAGGAAUGGCCAUACCCGACAUGUGGAUAAAACUAUUGAAGGAAGUUAAAGACGAUGACUGGAACAUGGGAAAUAUCGUUCAUACACUUACAAACCGCAGGUGGAUGGAAAAAACCGUUUCCUAUGCAGAAUCCCACGACCAGGCUCUUGUUGGUGAUAAGACAAUUGCAUUUUGGUUAAUGGAUAAGGAAAUGUAUACCCACAUGUCUGUGAAUAGUGAACCUAAUUUAAUCAUCGACCGUGGAAUAGCUUUACACAAAAUGAUUCGGCUGAUCACCCACAGUCUUGGUGGCGAAGCGUACUUAAAUUUCAUUGGAAAUGAAUUUGGACAUCCGGAAUGGUUAGAUUUCCCUCGUGAUGGUAAUCAAAAUUCAUACCACUAUGCGAGACGACAGUGGAAUUUAGUUGAUGAUAAAUUAUUGAAAUACAAAUUUCUAAACGAUUUCGAUAAGAGUAUGAAUCACUUAGAAAGUAAAUACGGAUGGUUGAACGAUAAUCCAGCAUAUGUCAGUUUAAAACAUGAAGAUGAUAAGAUAAUUGCUUUUGAAAGAGCUGGUUUAUUGUUUGUUUUUAAUUUUCACCCAACCAAGAGCUUUACUGAUUAUAAAGUGGGUUUGAAUUUGUCGGGUUCGUUGAAAAUAGUUUUAAAUAGUGAUAAUCCAGAAUAUGGUGGAUAUAAUCGAAUUGAUACUAACAUUGUGUACACAACAAGUAACGGUGAAUGGAGUGGUAGACAAAAUCAUAUCUACUUGUAUUUGCCAACCAGAACUGCACUAGUUUUUUCUACAUCAGACUGAAUGAUAAAUAAUCUAUACUACGUUGUCUGCUUAUAUAUUUUCUGUAUGUUUACUAAAAUAAUUUAAUAUUUUUUAUAAAGUUAGUUUUAAUUUUGAAAUCCAAAAAAA
Sipha flava (yellow sugarcane aphid) is the source of this 3246-nucleotide messenger RNA. It is a transcript of the gene AGBE, whose product is annotated as 1,4-alpha-glucan-branching enzyme. The coding region runs from base 1063 to 3138 and encodes 691 amino acids. Lineage: Eukaryota; Metazoa; Arthropoda; Insecta; Hemiptera; Aphididae. The transcript is spliced from 14 exons. Gene Ontology annotation, molecular function: cation binding; 1,4-alpha-glucan branching enzyme activity; hydrolase activity, hydrolyzing O-glycosyl compounds. Gene Ontology annotation, cellular component: cytoplasm. The record is from RefSeq and is a predicted model, not a curated record. Gene Ontology annotation, biological process: glycogen biosynthetic process.